AGUACAGAAUUUUUUAAAGAAAGUUGCGAGUUGUGACGGAAUAUAAACUAUUAUAAAAAAAUUAAGAAAUCGGCAGAAAACUUUGUGCAACAACAAAAGCGGGAAGUGUGAGGCAGAAGCUGGUGCUGUGAUUAGUGAAACUGGAAAAGGUUUCUGAGUGCAGCGGGCAGUAAACAAAUUCCAUAAAAUGUUUAAUGUUCUUCAACGCCUGUUAGGCGGAGAUACACCUCCAAAUAAAGUACUCGAAAUCAGAGGCGAAUCAUUGGGAAGUUUAUUAGUGAUUGGACGGGAUGAAGGUAUGGUUCUUUAUUCGCCACCCUUCAAUUCCACAGAUAAGAAAGCAUGCUACGAAAUUGUGCUCCAACGGCAUGUCAAUGAUCCCGCCAAUACUUGCUUUAGCCUGUUUCGAUCGCCCGCACAACAGGAAGCCGAAGAUCGAUUCAACGCCUUCGUACAUCGAUUGCCUGUGUUUGUAACUAUCGUCAAAGAGUUCUACAAUGUUAAUGGUCUGCAAAAGGUAUGUGACGCCUUAGCAGAGAAUCCCUCGUGGUCACUGGCACACUUGGUCGCUUAUUUUAAUCUCGUUGAUUACGUUAGUAAUCCGAAAGUGUUGGAAUUCAUCGAUUACGCUGAUCAUGUACAACUGAUGUCACCGUUUCAGCUUGCCAUAAAAAGUGGGAACAUCGAAAUGGUCAAGACAUUGUUGCCGCUUUGUAAAAUGGAACAUUUAGAUAACAACAGUAAUUCUGUAUUCCAUUACGCCGCUAGUACAACAAAAGAGAUUAUAAACUUAUUAACCGCUAAAAGCACGGUGAAUCUCAAUCACAUCAAUUCGGAUGGAUUUCCACCACUACAUUUGGCCUGUUUAUCGGAUAAACCGGAUUGUGUUAAAGCUUUACUAUUAGCCGGCGCAGAUGUUAACUUGAAUGCCAAAAAUAUGAGCAAAAUAUACAAAACAAGUACGCCUACGUCUGUCGCUGAAUUCCUGAAAACCAAUGCCAAUAAACUGUAUACACAGGAUAUGAAAUUCGGUGGUACUCCGCUGCAUUGGUGUUCAUCGCGCGAGACUUUACAUGCACUCAUUAUGCAAGGAUGUGAUGUCAAUGCCACCAAUUUUGAUGGGCGCACCGCUUUGCAUGUGAUGGUUGCACGCAAUCGCUUUGAAUGCGUUGUUACGCUCCUUGCUCAUGACGCUGAUAUUGAUGUAUUCGAUAAAGAUGGAAACACAGCUUUGCACAUAGCCAUCGAAAAAAAAUUGGUUCCAAUCGUACAAUGCCUAGUGGUAUUUGGUUGCGAUAUAAACAUUAAAAACCAAGAUGGCAAGACACCGCGUCAUAUGGUUGGGAAUGAUCCUAAUGGCGGCAAGGAGAGUGAAAUUCUAUACAUUUUACAUUCAGUUGGAGCUAAACGUUGUCCAGAUUCAAGCUUGAAAUGUCCGUCUGGAUGUAAUGCUAAAGGCUCGUACAAUGGUAUACCGCCCGAGUCUCCUGAGCGCGUCGAACAACGUGAGCACAUUGAGAACAUGCUGGCAUCAACUAGUCGUCAAGCAAUGGAUGGACUUUUUGGUUCAUCGUCUAAUGGCAGCGCUGGUACUGUGGAACCGACUGUUAUCAUUGAUACGGAAAAAGAGCAAAAAGGACAAAGUAUUAUGGAUGCUUUACUCGGAAUGUUUACCACAAAAGUAAAUACUGACAGCAAAAAAGAGUCGCCCAGUAAUAGCUUGGAAGGAGAUGGCAGUGGGGAUGCCAGUGCAGCUGCUACACCCACCACACCAGCUUCCAUCGGCAGUGAUUCUAGCAACAAAGGCGAAAAACCAUAUGCCCGCGGACGCUUAUUGUGCCUGGAUGGGGGCGGUAUACGGGGCCUGGUACUUGUUCAAAUGCUACUCGAAAUAGAAAAACUCUCACAAACGCCAAUUGCUCACAUGUUCGAUUGGAUAGCUGGCACUAGCACUGGUGGCAUUUUAGCACUGGGACUCGGUUGCGGCAAAACAAUGCGUCAAUGUAUGGGCCUGUACUUGCGCAUGAAAGAACAAUGCUUCGUUGGCUCACGUCCCUAUCCUAGUGAAUUGUUCGAAAAUAUAUUAAAAGAUAAUUUAGGUCAGUAUACAGUAAUGGCCGACAUUAAACACCCAAAAAUUAUGAUAACUGGCGUUAUGGCUGAUCGUAAGCCGGUGGACUUGCAUCUAUUUAGAAAUUAUCAUAGCGCAAGCGAUAUUCUAGGAAUUGUUACGCCAAUUAAUAAUCGCCGAGUACCACCACCUCCUCCAGAAGAGCAACUGGUUUGGCGUGCAGCUAGAGCUACUGGUGCAGCACCCUCGUAUUUCCGCGCAUUUGGCCGUUUCCUCGAUGGUGGGUUAAUCGCUAACAAUCCAACUUUGGAUGCUAUGACAGAAAUUCAUGAAUACAAUAUGGCGUUGCGUAGUGUUGGUCGUGAAAAGGAGGCAGUUCCGGUUUCAAUUGUAGUCUCUCUAGGCACUGGUCUGAUACCAGUAACCGCACUCAAAGAUAUUGAUGUAUUCCGCCCUGAUAGCAUAUGGGAUACUGCCAAAUUAGCCUAUGGAAUCUCAACAAUUGGUAAUUUGCUUGUUGAUCAAGCGACGGCUUCCGAUGGUCGUGUUGUUGACCGGGCACGCGCUUGGUGCAGUACCAUUGGUGUACCAUAUUACAGAUUCAAUCCACAACUAUAUGAAGACAUCGCUAUGGAUGAAAAAGAUGAUCAAAAACUGAUUAAUAUGUUAUGGCAUGCCAAGGCCUACAUGCACAAUAAUCGUAACAAAAUAAUAGAAAUGAUCAAUUUAUUGAAAUAGCACAUAAGAAAGAUUUAGACCGCAACUAAUUUUUCCAUAAAAGCAAAUAGCUAUGGAAAAGAAUCGAAUAUUGUUAAUUGUUCAUGAAAAGUAUUAAUAAAUAAUUUAGUGCAGUUGGUUCUUCACAAAACUGGCAUAGAAAUUAUUCACUGGAUUGAAAGAAAGCGGUCUAAAAUAUGAUAAUUUAUACAAAAGUGAUAUUAAAAAUUUCUGCAACACUUAAAUAUAUCUACAUAUGCAUGUAAACAUUUAUGAAAUAUCGAAAUAGAAUAUGAUACCGUAGCUAAAUAGCUAAGUCCAAAGUGACCUCCACAAAUAUUCACAAAAAAAUUCCGACUAACAGACACUUGAUAGUUCAGUGCUUGUUACAAAUAUGACAAUAUAUUUUAAAAGUACACCAUCUACCAAAUCAACUAUUAUACCAUCAAAUAGUUAAACAUGUAUGUAUAUAUGCAUGUGUAAUAGAUUUUGAUAUAAAGAUAAAGAUCAUAAGCAAAUUUUACCGACCGCCUGAUGCAGAAUAAUCGCCUAGAAUUCACUCCUGUAGACGUUUCGUGGAGCUUAUAUCGUAUGCACAUACACAAAUAAUCAUGGCAGUAUAUAUGUAUAUAGAUAUUCACUGUUUACAAAAAAACGAAAGGAUUCGAGCUAAAACUGUUGAUCGGUCUUUUUUUUUAUGUAUACAUAUCCACAGUACUGUUUUUUUAUAUUCUUUUUGUUCAAGAAGUUUUUAAAAAUAUUUAAAAUACGUGUUUGUUUUUAUUUGAGUCGGAAGGCAAUCUAAACUUUCUAUUUUUUAUAAUUAACUAGAAAAGUGUGCACUUAUCAAGAUACAAGUAUAACUAAAUGAAUCCUUCGCGAACCAUUUGAAAUUCGACAAAAUAACUUAAUUUCAAAAAUGUAUGACCAAAAUGUCAAUAAUAAAAAAUUGCAUCAUUUAUAAUUAUAUGUAAGUCUACAUUUGUAAGUUCAUAGAAAUUUGUCGGUAGUUUGCGGAGAAUUCACUUUAACUAAACAAAAUAUGUACAGAUAUUCUCAAAUUUUCUCAUCGGGCGUUUCCGGCUUAUAUAGACUAUUUGGCAUCUAAAAACUUGGAAACAGUUUCCUAGAUAUUUUACAUGUAUUUUCUAUGUUUGUUAACUGUUUGUCGAAGUGUUUAUUCAAGAGGUUUUAAAAACCUAUUACCAACAUAAUCGUAUGUAUAUUUAGUACAAUAUUAGAUCACAAUUAUUUUAAAAUCACAAACAAAUUGAAUGUGAAACUAAUAAAUGUUAAAAAAAGUAAAUAUGUGUGUAUAAUAAAUGUGCACGUGAUGAUACAACUUAAAUAUUAUUCUAUUAGUAAUAAAAUUUCAUACUUUGUUGUAUUUAACCACUUUAGUUGUAUUG
Molecule: messenger RNA, 4197 nt
Organism: Anastrepha obliqua
Lineage: Eukaryota; Metazoa; Arthropoda; Insecta; Diptera; Tephritidae
Product: 85/88 kDa calcium-independent phospholipase A2-like
Exons: 14
Coding region: 188-2809 (873 amino acids)
Biological process (GO): positive regulation of ceramide biosynthetic process; lipid metabolic process
Cellular component (GO): mitochondrion
Molecular function (GO): protein binding
Source: RefSeq, a predicted model, not a curated record